This is a messenger RNA of Grus americana (Whooping crane), 1450 nucleotides long. RefSeq names its product hypoxanthine-guanine phosphoribosyltransferase-like. The coding region runs from base 178 to 822 and encodes 214 amino acids. The transcript is spliced from 9 exons. Lineage: Eukaryota; Metazoa; Chordata; Aves; Gruiformes; Gruidae. Gene Ontology annotation, molecular function: hypoxanthine phosphoribosyltransferase activity; magnesium ion binding. The record is from RefSeq and is a predicted model, not a curated record. Gene Ontology annotation, biological process: guanine salvage; IMP salvage; purine ribonucleoside salvage.
ACCUGGGAUUGUGAUGUCAGUGUAUUAGUAGAAGGAAGUAAUGCUUCCUGUAGGAAUGAUGGCAAUUUUGACCUUUCAGAAGCAGGUCAUGAUCUGACUGCAAGAUGAAAAUAGAGCAAGACAAACUGCAGUAAUAAUACCAUCUCAUUCUCUGAUAGGAUAUUUCAAAGUAAGAUUAUGGCUUAUGGACUGCAGAUAAGAGAUGAAGAAAGUGGCUACAAUAAAAAUCUAUUUUGCAUUCCUAAGCAUUAUGAAGAAGAUUUAGAAAGAGUCUUCAUUCCUCAUGGACUCAUCCUGGACAGGACAGAACGUUUGGCUAGAGAUAUCAUGCAAGAUAUGGGAAGCCAUCACAUUGUUGCGCUCUGUGUCCUUAAAGGAGGCUAUAAAUUCUUUGCUGAUUUGCUGGACCAUAUAAAAGCACUAAAUCAAAACGGUGAUAAAUCUGUGCCUAUUACUGUGGAUUUUGUUAGAAUAAAAAGCUACUGUAAUGAUUCGCCUACAGAAAAAAUCAGUAUUGUUGGAGAAGAACUUUCUACACUAAAUGGGAAGAAUGUGUUAGUAGUAGAGGACAUUAUUGAGACUGGUAGAACAAUGAAAGCGCUACUGUCAAAGCUAAAAGACAAUGAACCAAAGAUGGUAAAAGUUGUAAGCCUGCUUGUUAAAAGGACACAUCAAAGUCCAAGUUACAGACCAGACUAUAUAGGCUUUGAAAUUCCAGAUAAAUUUGUAGUGGGAUAUGCUCUUGAUUAUAAUGAAUACUUCAGAGAUCUAAAUCACAUCUGCAUUCUGAAAGAGAAAGCCAAAGAGAAAUACAGGAUCUGAUAAUUCGGUCUUCUGGAACAACAGUUCAGUGGCAUGUACAUUUGUGUGGAUGAAUAAUAAGUAAUCUACUAACUGUGCUCUUUGCUGAAAAACUACAUUUUCUGAAGACACUACUCUAUAUAUUUUUUCCUAUUAUGAUUAUGUAAAACAGCUUGAAGGUAAAUGAGCCAGGACAUCUACAUGUGUAUGUAGCUAUGUUUGGGGUUUCAUUUAGUAUAUGAAGUAACACAUUAUGUAAUUGUAUAUAAACAGUUAUUUUUACAUGUGGGUAAAUAUACAUGCAUGUACUUUAUGUAACAAGUAGACUGAAUAAGCAUUUAGGGACUUGAAGUUACUUAAGUUACAAAGUACAUAUCACAUGGAAAACACACUUAGUUCUUUUUAGCUUAAUGCAAUGAUGAAAAAAGUAAAGAUUAAGGUAACACCACUAAAAUUAGUCCCUGUAACUGGGACUGUUGUGUUUUGUUUUCUGAGGGAAGGGAUCAGAUGUUGAUUGUACCCUUUGUGGUGUUAAAGUGCAGGUAAGACUGAUUGCUAGCCGCUCAGAGCAGAUGAUAAGCCAUUAUAGCAGGAACUAACUUCUGCUAGUUGUAUGUUCCUAACUGGAAGUUAAAACUGCAGUAUAAAC